Molecule: messenger RNA, 909 nt
Organism: Caenorhabditis remanei
Lineage: Eukaryota; Metazoa; Nematoda; Chromadorea; Rhabditida; Rhabditidae
Exons: 5
Coding region: 1-909 (302 amino acids)
Source: RefSeq, a predicted model, not a curated record
AUGUCGAUUACGGUAGAUGCCUACUGUGAAUAUGGAACUGAAUACAAAAAUGCAACCGGAUGUUUCCAAUUCUUCCGUACUCCACUAAACUUCACGAAUGCCGUUCGAUUUUGCCGUGUCAAUAUGAAAUCAACUCUCGUUCGUCCAGUAUCAUUCAUCCGGAAUCAACAAUUACAACAGGCUGCAAUGAAAUUGGGAAUAGAAGAAUAUUGGAUUGGAGCAUCAAAUGUGGAUAACGAUUGGGAAUGGUUAGAUGGAAGUAUGUUGACUUAUUCGAAUUUCGACGUCGGAGCAGGGUAUCCAAAGAAAACAGAAUCACAAAUUGGAGCAGUGUCAAUGGGUUCACUUUCUGGUCUUUGGUAUACUAAACUUGAUGCAAUGAUGCUGCCUUUUGUUUGUGAAUUCCCGAUUUCCACUCAGUUUGAUAAUGGUGUACUGUAUCGUGCUCCAAAACUACAGAGUCUCAUCUUCCCAUCAGCUGGGACAAAAGCACCAAUGUUACUUGUUGAAUCAGUGGAUCAAUCAAGUCUUUAUAAUAAAAUCGGUCCGAAAAAGAAUGAGAUGGAAACUGGAGAAAAGGUUUAUUUGAAACCAAUUGAUAUGAGUGCAGCAGGAAUGUCUGGAUUCAGUGGACAACCGAUUGUCAUAAUGAACACUUUCAAAAGAAAAGUUAAAGUGAAGCCAGUUGUUGUUUCACAAACCGAAACUGAAAUGGCUCGAACAUUGAAGGAAAAAGAAGAAAUCGAGGAUUCGACAAAUGCGAAAUCUGUUUUGAAUGUUGGAGGGAAUGCUGCUGCUAGAAAUGGAACAUCGAUGACUGAAGAGAUGAGUUCAAACUCAAAAGCAAAAAGAGAACGCGAAGAAAAUGAAUCAAUUCGUUCAAAGACAAUUCAAAUAUCUCGUGGAUGA